This is a messenger RNA of Talaromyces proteolyticus, 507 nucleotides long. RefSeq lists its product as uncharacterized. The transcript is spliced from 4 exons. The record is from RefSeq and is a predicted model, not a curated record. Lineage: Eukaryota; Fungi; Ascomycota; Eurotiomycetes; Eurotiales; Trichocomaceae. Bases 1 to 507 code for a protein of 168 amino acids.
AUGGACAAGGUUCCUGGAAUAACUUACAUUGAAGCGCCUUCGACAGCACUUCAUUCUACUGUGUGGCAAGAACAAAGAGUAUCAGAUCUUCAAGCCAAAUUUAUCAUAUUUUUACAACAUCUCCCCUCGUGUUUCUCCGGCAUCAUUUCCAAGCUACGCGAAGAACUUCCAAUACUUUUUACACAUACUCAUCCGUUAGUUCUAAGACGCGGCGACUUAUGUGAGAUGGACAUUAUUAUCGAUCCUGAACAGGCUGAAGCUAAAAUUCUGCCAUUUGGAAUGUCUCUGUGGGGGGUUCAGAACAUGCUUGAUGUUAUGAACUCGACUGAUUGGCAUUAUUAUGAAAUUCGACUAUGUCUAGAAGGCCUUUUCUGGGAUGUAUUUUAUAAAUAUGUGGGAGUGAUCUCUAAGGAAUAUAAACGGGCUGUAAAAACCGCGGAACGCGCCAUUAUGCAAAAUUCUUCGAUUAGAUACGUGGAUGCAUUUUUACACCGUUUAGAGUAUUGA